AUGGUGCAUCCGUACGCCCGUCGCCUCGACCUGCAUCGAGAGCCGUUUUACCCCUCCUUGACUGCAGAUCAGCUCCGACAGCGUUCUCUCUUUGCUGACCACUUUUCAACUUCGCCCAAGCCUGGAAAACCCCCACGAGAGACCGCGCCGUCGGCGCUCCCUGCUUCCCUCUCUGCGAGGUCCGACGACGCCCGCGGAACGUCCUCUGCCGCGGGGUCGCUGCAUGCAGUCAAGCUCCAUCACCCCUCGCGAGAGGCUGUCAAACUCCGUGGACGCGUUCGACAGAACGGCCUCAAAUUCAACAGCUCGGGCGCCCGGUUGGUAGUCGCCUCCAGAGACUCGGUCCUCCUUCUCCACGCCUACAACAUUGUCACUGAAAACCAAAUCAACUCACCCGGCGUCUCGCUCGUCUUGCCCCACAACGCACACCCUGACGUCGUCGCCGUCGCCGGACAAGAAGCCCCGCGGCAGUCGCCGUAUAUUCGGAUCUUCGACGUUCGCGUGCCGUUCAGCAGCAAAGCGAGCAGCGCGUCUUCGCGAGACACGCCGGUGCUGGAGUUUUGGGGUCCUGCCGAGGAGGCUUGGUGGACGGGCUGUUGGAGCAUCAAGAACGACAAAAUCGUCUGCGUGGAUCGCCGAGAUGUCCUGCACGUCGUCGACCUCCCGGCAGCUGUACAGACACCCCAGCGAACCGCCAUCAGCAUCCCCGCGUCCCAGCAAGUCAUUGGAGCGCGUCCGGCGUCUCUGACGGCUUCCGCGAGCUCGGCUCCCGCGAAGGCGACGGACGGCGCGAAGAACGGCGCUCUUUCGACUCCGAGCAAAGGCAGUGGCAGUGGGAAGCUGCAGGCGAAGAGUGGGGUAGCGCUCUCCGCGCCUGGCUCUUCUGAGAAAGGCUCUCCCUCGCCACGAGGCCCCAAAGCGUCCGCUUCGAGGCGGCAGGAGACGCUCGCUGCGUCGCGGUGGAUCACCACGCGACAGUUGCCAGGUGUGACGAAUUCCGCGGCGUUCAGCGCGUCGGGGGAACUUCUUCUCCUGGGCCAGGACGACGGAUCGCUGAAGGUCUUCCCUGCGAAUCCACUUCUUCCCCUCGCAGACGCGCCGUUCUCGCUCGACGCUUUGCACCCUGGAGGCGUCACGUGCGUCGCGGCAGACCCCACAAACGCCUUCGUGGCCUCUGGCGGCAACGAGCAGCUGGUCAACCUCCUGGACGCGGAGACACUCGCAGUUGUCGGCUCUUUCGGACGAACGGGCGGCGCUGUUCAGGCUCUCGACUUCUCCUUCGACGGUCGCCUCCUCGGCUGGGGCUGCAGAGAACACGGCGCAGGCGCCUUGGGCGGAAACGGAGCCGAUCGGGACGGGAGCUCGCGAGAGAGCGCCGAGGCGUCUCUUGCGUCGCCGAACGAGGAGAGCGAAUCGUUCCUCACCCUCGCAGGGACCGAUCCGUGCGAAAUCUACUUCCAGUGCCCCACAGCCUCGCCCGUGGCUGCUCUCGCGUUUCACCCCUCGCGCUACAUCUGCGCCUUCGCCACGGAGACAGAUCCCACGCAGAGCCCGCAGACGGCGCAGACUGGCACGCGCGCCGGUUCAAAUUACUGGGCAAAGCAAGCCGGCGGAGCCGCGGCAAGCGCCUCUGUGCACCCUCUGGGAAUUCUCACGUUUGAGUAG
Messenger RNA from Neospora caninum, 1665 nucleotides. RefSeq lists its product as hypothetical. Gene Ontology annotation, molecular function: protein binding. Lineage: Eukaryota; Apicomplexa; Conoidasida; Eucoccidiorida; Sarcocystidae. Gene Ontology annotation, cellular component: THO complex part of transcription export complex. The record is from RefSeq and is a predicted model, not a curated record. The transcript is spliced from 3 exons. Gene Ontology annotation, biological process: mRNA export from nucleus. Bases 1 to 1665 code for a protein of 554 amino acids.